UCGUUAGGAAUCAUGAAUCAGACAUUCUUCUUCUUUGAUUGUUCCGUUAGGCUCCACAACCAGAGCAGCAGCAGCUGGUAUAUCCUAGGAACACAAAGAAAAGAAGAAGCUUUUUUUGCUACAAUCCUUUCUUACUGACAACGAACAACAAAGAAACAGAGGAUCAACAUUUUGUUUUUAUUCAGCGUUGACAUUAUAAUCAGAAAAAAAGAAAGAAAAAAAAUCUGGGGGUUUUGAAAUUUGGAGAAAAAAAAAUCAAAUUUUUGUUAUGGGUUGGUAAUAAAGAAGGUCGAUGAUGAUAUGAUCAAAUUUCAAUAACGUGUUGUUGAAAUUUGAUCGUAUGAGAUUUGUAAACUCAGACGCGCGCAGAAAUUUCAUGAUUUUAUGAUCCUAUCGAGUUAUUAAAUUACUUGAUUCAAAAUUGAUAAUCAACAAGUAUUAGGUUCAUUAUCUUUCUGAAGAGAGAGGAGAAUAAUUUAUAUGGCCUUGUCCAAACCUAAACCAAAGAAGAGACUCUAUCAAGUAUGGAAAGGAAGCAAUAGAUUCUGCUGUGGUGGGCGAAUGAUCUUUGGCCCUGAUGUGGGAUCACUGUUUUUAUCAACACUCUUAAUAGGUGUGCCGGCAUUAGUAUUUUGUUCUCAGGUUCUUAAGAAAAUCGAACGCCAUGAUCCAUGUCUUGGGUAUCCUGUACUAGCUGUGGCAUUGGCUAUCACUAUACUGGACUUGGUAUUUCUCUUCAUGACUUCGGGUAGAGAUCCAGGUAUCGUGCCUAGGAACCUAAAACCACCAGAUUCAGAGGACGGAUUAGAUGCAACUACACCCUCUAUGGAGUGGGUAAAUGGAAGAACUCCUCAUUUGAAACUACCGAGAACAAAGGAUGUCUUGGUUAAUGGUCAUUCAGUAAGAGUGAAGUUUUGCGACACGUGCUUACUGUAUCGGCCACCCCGUGCAUCUCAUUGCUCGAUUUGUAACAAUUGUGUACAGAGGUUUGAUCAUCAUUGCCCGUGGGUCGGUCAGUGCAUUGGAAUCCGUAACUAUCGGUUCUUCUUCUUGUUCAUAUUGUUCUCGACAUUUUUGUGUAUUUACGUUUUUGUAUUUUCUUGGAUCAACAUCCUCGAACAAAAGAAUGAAAAUACCCUACGGAAAACAUUGUCUAGAGAGGUUCUAUCAGUGAUACUUAUUGUUUACUGCUUCAUAGCUGUUUGGUUUGUUGGCGGGCUUACAGUUUUCCAUUCCUAUCUGAUCUGCACAAACCAGACAACUUACGAGAAUUUCAGGUACAGAUAUGAUAAGAAUGAGAAUCCACAUAAUAGGGGUAUGCUAGCCAACAUCAAGAAAAUCUUUUUUUCCAAGAUGCCACCUUCACUAAACAAUUUCCGGGCAUUGGUUGUGGAAGAAGAUCAUUCAGAAGACGGGCCCAUAACUCCGACUGCUGGAGGAAAUGUAACAAGUUCAAAGGAAAGAAUAAUUGACAUAGAAAUGACAAGUAAACUAGGGGAGGAUACCAGAAAUCUUACACUUCCUGAGAUUUUGCAGAACUUGGAUUACACCGAUAUCGACGAUGACAUGAAACGAAAGGAUUCAGAUGUUGGUGACAUAACUGAUCUAAUUCUCUUUUCUAACCGCCAAAAUUCAAAAGACCUGGAACGAAGCUCUACCCAUGACAUCAUUUCUAUAAAAGAUGAAGGGUCUGAUGAAGGCGAUAACUCUCAUCGAGCUAUGCUUGCAACUCUUCCAUCAUAGUUGUUGGUAGAUACAUGGAUCCUUAAUGAACGGGCGUACCAUGAUAGAAACAUGUUGGACACUGCACUCACAAUUUCGUAGAAGGGAAGCUUUAAAUUAGCACUGUUAAUUUAGAUGCCGAUUGUAAGCUAAGCGAUGUUGUCUAUAGUAGAAAACAAAUAGAGGAAGCAGUUCGAAAUGAACCAAUUAAGAAAAAAUAUUCGAAAGGAUUUCCAGUGGAACGAGGUUUAGGUUGUCGUAUUUGAAGAAUAAGCAGUACUUAUAUGGUUUAUAUUGCUGCUAUUUUUUGGGGUUCAUGAUCAGUGCUGCAUUUUUUUUGUAAGUAUUUAGAGAUAACUAUCAUUUUCUAAGUUCUUAACUUGGUUUGUAUGUUUAGUUUUACACGGUGCUUGUGAAUGUGAUUAUUAUGAGAUCGGAAAUUGUUGUGCUGAAGAAGUAACAAAGUUGUGUUUAGU
Molecule: messenger RNA, 2198 nt
Organism: Papaver somniferum (opium poppy)
Lineage: Eukaryota; Viridiplantae; Streptophyta; Magnoliopsida; Ranunculales; Papaveraceae
Product: probable protein S-acyltransferase 4
Exons: 6
Coding region: 481-1743 (420 amino acids)
Biological process (GO): protein targeting to membrane; peptidyl-L-cysteine S-palmitoylation
Cellular component (GO): Golgi apparatus; endoplasmic reticulum
Molecular function (GO): protein-cysteine S-palmitoyltransferase activity
Source: RefSeq, a predicted model, not a curated record